Astrephomene gubernaculifera is the source of this 4842-nucleotide messenger RNA. Lineage: Eukaryota; Viridiplantae; Chlorophyta; Chlorophyceae; Chlamydomonadales; Astrephomenaceae. The record is from the annotation of a GenBank genome assembly.
CGUCUUCUACUAGUUACUCGGACACAUGGAAUCAUAACUGCUUCGGGCAAAAUCUACCCUGUACCUGCCCUGAACCGUUGAAAGAAUUACAGCUCAGUGGCACCGUCCUGUUUAUUAGCCUUCAAGGCUUUGCUCUUUGUGGCAAAGGUAACUAGGGUACCGGUAUAGAAGCCCUGCCUAUACGGAGGGGUAUAUCCUCUGGCAUUUCUGCUGACAGCUGGUGGAGCUCCCUCUGUUUCGUAUGCAAGGAAGGGUUACAAUUUUCCACGGUGUAAGAGGCAUCCAAGCACGGCGUAUAGCUGUGCUGGAAGCCUGUGGCUCACGCAUACCCUCACACCUCCAGCUUUAACCGACGUCGGUCCUUGCCAUCCGUCCCGAAUUGGUAAACCGGUAACACUUUUAUCGUGGAUUAAUCGCCGUUCCUCGACUUUAAUCAAAUACAAGCAGUCGGCCUCGCGGACAUGGGUUCUUGCCUGAGUGCUUGCGCCGAAGGAGGUAGCGACCAGCAGCGCCGGGCGAGUGCUGCUCACCGCAAGAGGUCCCGGAAUGCUAGCAUAACGUCUUAUUGCGUCCGCAGUCGACUUAACAGCAUUGCCGGCAGCGGACCGGUGCCCGAUUUCGGCAUCGGUUCGUUGUAUCGAGUCAUGGAGCUCCUAGGCGAGGGAGGCACUGGCCAGACGUGGUUGUGUCAGGAUUUGCGGACAGCACAGCGCGUGGCAAUUAAGUUUAUUGCCAGGCCGCUUGCCCAAGUCCUCAUACCCAUGGUCACCCAGGAAAUCCAGUUGCAAGCCCAGCUAAGCGAGGGGCACCUGGGGCUGGUGCGAAUGGAGUCGGCGCUUCUCAGCCGUACGCAUUUGGGCCUAGUCAUGGAGUAUGUGGACGGGGGCACCCUGACUCAGUACGUCACCCGGCGGGGCGCCACUCGCUCGGAGCGGGGCGGACUGAACCUAGACGAGUAUGAGGCGCGGUACUUCUUUAAGCAACUCAUCUCGGCGGUUGAGUACCUCCACAAGAACCAAGUUGCGCACCGAGAUCUCAAGAUGUGCAACGUAGUGAUGACUCAGCGGCGACCGCCCACCCUUAAGAUUUGCGACUUCGGUUUCGCAAAGUCGUGGGACGAGGAUAGCGUCAUGCACACUCGCUUGGGCACGCCCGUGUACAUGAGCCCGCAGCUGAUCAACUCUAAGAAGGAGGGCCAGGCUUAUCGCGCAACCGCCGCUGACGUCUGGGCGUGCGGCGUGAUGCUGUUUGCGAUGCUGCUCGGGCGCUUCCCCUACGACCACGCCGGGCAUCCCGACCCCAACAGCGACGGAGCCCAUGUGGAGGUGUUGGCCGAGCAGAUGCAAGUUGUGGAAGGCGAGUGGGCCAAGUCCCCCCGGCUGGCUCCGUACGUGGCCCUCCUCAGCGAGCAAUGCAGGGAUUUUCUCGCCAAGUUGCUGGAUGCUGACGAGGCCCGGCGCAUCAACAUUCCCUCCAUUCGGGAGCACCCCUGGUUCAAGGCGGCGCUUCCCCCGCACCUAGAAGAGGCGCUCAAGGAAGCUGAGGGGCAUCAGGCACGUCUGGACAGCGUCAUGAAGACCGCCAAGGAGGAGCAGCUCAAGCGCCGCAACGAUGCCGUGCACGACUUGAUCGUACUGGCGGGUCAGGAGUACAACCCCCGCUGCAACAGCGCCAACAGCCAACGAGCCACCCCUGCUGGCGUCAAGGUCAUCUUUGAGUGCACGGACGAGGCGGCGACGGAGCCCAGCAGCGGAGGCAAGGGCGACACGAGCACCAAAUGCCCGGCCAACGACAAGACCCCCGUUCCGAAACUACAACUGCCGUUGACACCCAUGAUUACAAACAACAAAUCCUCCAUUCCGGACGCCUCCGGCGUUGCUAGCGGCGGAGGCAGCGACAGGGAGGUGGAUGGCGAGGGCGACAGUCAGCAGUGCGAUGCGGAGGUGGUUGUCGUGGAUCUUUCCGCGGUGGCACAGCGAACCAAGAGUGGCGGCGUGAAGCCCAUGAACCAUUCGGACGACGAGGACACUGCUGAUAGCGGCCUCCAGUGCGACAGUGACGACACGGGGGCGGAGGCGGUUGGGCAGAAGGCGGCGUGUAGGAAGGGAUUGGGGCGCACAUGCAGCCACGCAGAUGUGCAGAUCGCCUUUGUCGGCCAGCUGGAAGGUUGCACCGAUGCGCUGGGUGCCGCAGUGUCUGGGCCGAAGGCGGAAUUUCCGGAGGCGGCACCGCGAGAGAACUCCGUCAUCUACCGCUGCACUGCCGAGGUGCCGGUGGCUGCUGUCGAGACUUCUGGAGAGGCCUCGGAGUCUUCCGAUAAGUCGUUCGAGUCUUCCGAUGCAGAGGAUGCUGUCGACGAGGUGUCAGCGGCUGCCAAUAAGGCGUCAAAGGCUGCCGCCGAGGCAUCUGAGGCUGCUGACGAUGAGGAGGAGGAUGCCGCCGAGGCGUCUAAAGCUGCUGACGAUGAGGAGGAGGAUGCCGCCGAGGCGUCUGAGGCUACUUGUAGUGCGGAGGAGGCUGCUUAUGAGCCGGCGGUGGCUGCUUUUGAGGCACCGGUAGCCGCGUAUGAGGCGCCGGUAGAUGCAUAUGAGGCACCGGCAGCUGCAUAUGAGGCGGAGUAGAGCAUGGCAGUGGCUGCGGUAGAGGCGGUGGCGUCGCAGCAGCCGGCGCCUGCGGCUCUGACGGUUGCGGCGGUGGCGGCUAGUGCGGUAUUUGAGGUCGAUGCGGGUGCGGCCGCUGCUGAGUUGGCGUCUCCACACGUCGGCCCUCCUGAGGUGCGCAAGACUGGGGAAGCAGCUGCAGGUUGGGAAAUUUGGGUGCGUAAGCAUUGCACCUACGAAGGCAGCGGAAGCUGCUGCCACUGCCAAUGUUGCUACUGCUGCUGUUCAGUAGCACCUACGAUUUCAUCACUGAGGCGCAAUUCAAGCAUCCUUAACGUAAGGCGAAACGCAGAUAGGGUUUGACCGGAUGCGCAUGAAUUCUGCCGCAAACGCGCGCGAUCAUGGCACUGGCGGAUGCAGCGUUGUUGUACCGUGCAGCGUGUGUUUUGUGCAUGCAGUACGGUUCUUGUUUACGGUGCUGCUUGCAGCCUUGUUUUGCUCCUUGUUUGGGAGGAUGUAGGCCUGAGAGAGACGUAGCGUUGCUUUUUGCAUUGCCUUUGUGAUCCCUAUGCUUCCAAGUGCGUAUUAAGCGUAUUACACUGCUAUAACGCAUCUACGACACAUAAAAAAGCGGAGUGCAAGAGGACGCAUGCGCCUCGUGUAUGGGCGGCCCACAAGCACGCUUGUCACGCCAUCACUAUUGGCAAACACGGUUUGCACUGAGGGGAGAUCCCAUAAUUGAUGUAUCUAUACUUAACCUGUAUGGCCUUUGCUUUUGUCACGUGUAUUACGUUGUUACGUGGUGUGCAGCGGGUCCUUUUCCUAUCCUAGUACGAUUAGUAGUUUGCAUGGGCGCUGCAUUGCAGUUUGGCGGUGCUUUGUAGGCAUCACGGGGCCCUUCGUUUGCGGCGGGGCAUGUGGGUUACGCGUGCUGUUAAACACGUAUGGAUGCCUGGAAGACACCAGGAAAUGUUUAGCAACAAGGAAUGGGCUGCUGCAGGAAAGCUCGGGAAGAUUUUCGCUGCGUUGUGUAGUGUUUAAACGUUUUGCUGCGGCAUGGACGGAGGCAGCAGGUGGGUUUGGAUGGACAUGCCGCUAAUAAGACUUCUUGAAACAGAGUGAGGACUUGUUCGAUUGUCGUGAAAGAAUCAAACUCAAUGCGCACUAUGCGGUGGUGGUUUGUGGGCUUGGGAGCGGGACGUUGCGUUACUUGUGUGCCUAUGUGCAUGUGUUGAUAGAAACGUGUUUUAAAGCACGUUGGUGUCUGCGAUUGAUCCGGUUUUACCACAUAACUCUGUUUCUGCUGUUGACGUACAUGCAUUGCGUGGUUGCUUUGCUGUGGAAGCUUGAGCGUGACUGCCGUACCAAUCGCAAUCAACCGACAUAACCGAACCGCAAGGACAGCCGGGGCGUGGAUGUUUUGUGGCUUGCGGCAGGGCUAAAGCGAGCGGAUGGAUGAGGGCAGGCUGUAUGUGCUAACAGCUGAUGCUGCUCUUCGUCGCGUCGCGGUAUUUGAGGGUGUACACAUGGGAUGCGUGAAUUGCGUCUCCCGUAAAGCUUGGAAUGGGCUUCUAUAUCUUUGUGGUGCCGUAAGGCGAUUCCAAUACGAGGUGGUCUGCGGUUCUUGCGUUACGUGGACAUGAACGGGGUUUCGGUUGCAGUUCAGUGCGUGUAAACAUCACAGGCCGUCUUUGCUGCCUUUGCUUCUGGUAUCGGGUGUUAAGUCUGGGCUGCUUGGGCCCUCCUCUUAUGUGUAGCUUAGUUUCCUUAAUGUCUAACUCAUCAGUCGGAACGUGCCGGGCACGUUUUCCUAGGAUGGAUACGUAGAUUCCAUGCGCGUCGUGUUCUUACUGCCAAGUGGCGUUAUCAUGCUGUUUCUAGGUCAGGUACGGGUGUACGGCAAUACAGUUAGAGGUCUGUUACGUAUUUUGUACCUGCGUUGGCAGCAUGGAGCGUGGAAUCAACGCAGGCGUUUGGGUGGGGCCAGAGUAGGACAUGGGAAGAUAAUCACGAUUUGGUUUUGGGGAAGGCGAAUGUGUUCAGGAUGCUGAACUCGUGGGGAUAUAUGCUGGCUUGGAUAGCGCAGGCAGAGGAGAAACAAGGAGAGGUCUCUGCUGGCUAUUUGGAAAAGUAAGUAAUAGUAAUGAAACACUGUAUCAAGCCUGUUUAUUUACGAACAUUACUUGUACGACAUUGAGGUGCAUUUCAUGGUUCUGUCCGCCGCGGUUAGGGCUAUGUGGGG